AUGAAGGUCGUCUCUGUGCCCUCUCCAUUAAGUCUCUGGACAACCGUACGCUCGGUUGGUGCAUACAAUGUCGCAGGUUCAUUUGUUGCAUUAUGGGCUCUCGUCAAAGUCCUGAGGGCCCUUCGCUGGCGAUUGAAGACGACUCAACUGCGCGGUCCGCCUCGCACCAGCUUCAUGUAUGGUGUUCUGCGCGACCUCGUCGUAUCUCAAGAUAGUGGUGCAAUGUAUGAACGUUGGGCGACAGAAUAUGGGGUCGCAUAUGUGAUUCCGAGCGUCCUCACACAGACUACAACCGUGUUGUGUGACCCAAAAGCUAUAGCACAUUUCUACGCCCGAGAGACAUGGACAUAUGUGCAUACGCCCCUUUCGUUGACGUUUCUGGAGUCAUUCCUCGGCAGAGGUCUGUUAUGGUCUGAGGGUGAAGCCCACAAGAGGCAGCGGAAGGCCCUCACGCCAGCAUUCAGCAAUGCAGCGAUUCGGAAACUCACAUCAGUGUUUUAUGACUCAGCAUACAAGGCCAAAGGUGCAUGGGAUACUGCUAUAGAAUCGAGCAAAGAUGGCGACGCUGUCAUCGAGGUUCAGAACUGGAUGAAUCAUAUAUCUCUGGAUUCGAUUGGCAUCGCUGGUUUCUCCCAUGAUUUUGGCUCGCUCGAUGGAAAGCAAGCCAGCGUAACAGAGGUGUUUGAUACUUUCGGAAACGACCAAAAGGCUUCAGCAGUGAACCAGGUUGUUCUCCUGCUCGCAUCAGCGUUUCCUAUCAUUACAAAGAUCCCCAGCAAGCACAAGAAUCUGGUCAAGAAACUCGGUGUAGCCAUGGGAGAAAUAUCCAAUGACUUAUUGAUUCGCAAUCGCCGGGAGAAGGAUACGAAUGUGAGCGAGAGAGACGAGGAGAAGUCCAUCAUCGGAUUGUUGAUUAAAUCCGAAGGCCAGGAUGCCGAGCUUCGUAUGUCGAAGGAAGAAGUAAUGGCUCAGAUGAAGGGCUUGCUUGUGGCAGGUUAUGAGACGACAUCUAUCAGUCUUACGUGGGCGCUGAUCGAGCUAUCACGACACCCCGAUUUAAAGGCCAAUCUCCCAUACUUGGAUGCUGUUGUCCAUGAAAUUCUACGACUCCACCCUCCGGUGGGCGAGUUCACCCGUCUUGCAGCGGCAGAUGACGUCAUUCCCUUGAGCGAACCUGUGCGCACGCUGUCCGGGGAAAUGACGGACAGCGCGGCGAUCAAUCGCUCUUCGGCCAUCUGGGGACCAGAUGCAAAGGAAUUUAAGCCUGAUCGUUGGCUGACUGAAGACGGGAUCAGUGGGAAGGCCAAGGAAGUCCAAGGUCAUAGGCAUCUGCUGACAUUCGUCGACGGCCCAAGGACGUGUCUUGGCAAAGAUUUUGCGAUUUCGGAAUUCAAGGCGGUUUUAUCUGUUCUGGUGAAGAACUUCGUGUUUGAGAUGCGGGAUGGACCUGAUACUCCAGUCGAAAUUGCGAGGGGAUUUUUACUUCGUCCGCGGGUUGCUGGGGAGGAUGGCAUUGAGGUACCUUUGAGAGUUCGUCGGUAUGAAUGA
Messenger RNA from Suillus subalutaceus, 1548 nucleotides. Its product is annotated as cytochrome P450. The record is from RefSeq and is a predicted model, not a curated record. NCBI's taxonomy places the organism in Eukaryota, Fungi, Basidiomycota, Agaricomycetes, Boletales, Suillaceae. The transcript is spliced from 14 exons. The coding region runs from base 1 to 1548 and encodes 515 amino acids. Gene Ontology annotation, molecular function: oxidoreductase activity, acting on paired donors, with incorporation or reduction of molecular oxygen; iron ion binding; heme binding.